Messenger RNA from Owenia fusiformis, 2012 nucleotides. NCBI's taxonomy places the organism in Eukaryota, Metazoa, Annelida, Polychaeta, Sabellida, Oweniidae. The record is from the annotation of a GenBank genome assembly.
UUUAAAAUAUGUUGUAAAUGCUGGUUGACACAUUGUUAAUGUUGAUACUCAUCUUCUUUCUUAAAUAAUAAUAAUCUUUGUAGAAAUUAAAACACUAUUGUAAAUCAUUGCCAACCAGCUACCUGAACUAUUUGCUCAUAAACUAGUUACUCACUACAGCACAAAAGGAAGAGACAAGAUUUCUACAACCAGACAAGAGAAGCAAUAAGUUCAAUGAUGAAUUCAUCAAAAAGUCGACAACUCCGGAAAUAUUUUUCUUUGGGUGCAGGUAUACUUGGAUGGUUCUUAGGAGGAGUUGUGUUUGGAUUUAAUGUAUAUGCAAUCUCCCUAAAACAAACGUUUAACUAUACUCAGACUGAACUGGACUACAUAGCAUCAAGUGGUGAUUGGGGAGAAUGUUUCCAGUUUCCAGCAGGGAUUGUUAUUGACAAAUUCGGUCCAAAGGUGACAUGCAGCAUCUCACUCAUUGUCACUACAAUGGGAUUUUUACUAAUGUGGAUGGCUACUGCGUUUAGGAUAUUCUUCAGCUCGAAAAGUUGGCUCGUGUGUGCUUUUUAUUUUCUAACAGGAUUUGGACCCACAUUUUUAGUCAUACCAUCGAUGGUAGUGAAUUGCAAGAACUUUGAUAAAAAACAUUUGGGUAAAGUACUCAGCCUCUUAAGUGGCACAUUUGGGGUUAGUCCUGCAAUUAUAAUUGUUCUUUAUGAAGGAUUAUUUGUACAAGGACACUUUGAGGAUGCAGAGAAUCAAAAGCUAGGAGAGUUUAUGAUGAUGCUUGCUGUACUAUCAGCUUGUAUAAGUGUAUUUUGUGUUGUGAUGCUAAAAACAGUUCCAGAAGACACUCCAUAUGAUGUGAUUGAACAAUCAGGAGAGGCUAUGAAUAAGACAAAUGAUAUACAUAAGAAUAAAAACAUGGAAAUACAUAAAAACAUAAAUGAUAGAACAGCCCUUGUUCCAGAGAAAACAACAAAGCAGAUACCAAAAGAUAUGAAUUGUUGGCAAAUUAUAAAAACACCUCAGUUUUAUUAUGUGUUUUUGAUUUGUCUGAUCAUUAUGGGUAUUUGUAUUUCUGUUGUAAAUAAUCUCACAAUUAUUGUAGAAUCUGCACAGAUUGAUGUAAAUCAAAUAACAUUCACUUUGAUAAUACCAAUUUUUGCAGUAAUAUCCCGAUUAUUUGUUGGAGUGUUACCAGAUUAUAUAUUCCAGAAAUGGCCAUUCAUUCCGAAGUCAUCAAUUCUGUUAUUCUCUUGUAUACUCACCUGUAUCAGUCAAAUGAUCUUCAUAGUUUUUAAUGGAAGUUUGAUUGGUUUGAUAUGUGCUUCUGUAAUGGUAGCCCUAGCAUAUGGUGUUUUGUUUGUACAUAUUAGUAUCAUCACCAUUAACCUGUUUGGUUUGCAGUACUGUGGACAAAACUGUGGUCUUGUGUUUUUAAGUAAUGGAUUUGGAUUGGUAUUAUUUCAAAAGCUUUUUGCUUUGAAUUACGAAACCAAUAGUCCACCCGGAUCACAUAGCUGUUUUGGAGACUUGUGUACAAAGUGGUUUUUUGUUCUGACAUCAAGUUUAAGUUUUUGUGCAGUUUUUCUAAAUUUUUGUCUUAUGAAAAUUGAAAGAGAUCUGCAUCUCCAACAUGAUGAAUCACAAGCCUCCAGCCAUCAGAAAUAGAACUAGUAAAUUACUUUAUUCCAUAGUUAGCAUGAUAUUCAUAGGAUAACAUGUCAAAAUAAAAACGGUAUUUUUGUAAUCAGUGGUAAAGUAUGAUAUUUUUGACAAAUUUUCACUUAACCAUAGCAUACGGUAUUUAAGCCAAGACAGGCGCCGUAUGCUAUGAAUUAUUGAUUUUUGCUACUUCAGACUCAAAACGAGGCUAAGUGUCAACAUCGCCGGAUCGUUUGGAAAGUUCGAAUUAAAUCACUUAUUUUCCGACGAUUCUGAUGAUGACUUUAACUAUGGAAUAAAAAGAACAUCCUAUGAUUUACUCGUGAUAUGAUUUUAAUCCUCUCAUGGAUAUUGAC